AGACACUCUGUAUUACAAUAUGAACGAAAGUCGCCAGUGUAAACGGAGUCAAUUGAAGCCAACUUCACCCCGAUCUCCCAUUGGUUAAAAAAGCCACAUAUUUAAGAUGACGUUUUCAUUUUCCAUAGGAAAAUUCAACGAAAAUAGGCAAAUAAAAGCAGUUAGAACUUAAAAUACAUCUCUAAAUUGAAUAAAAAGUCGAAAACGUGUUAAAUUUAAGACUGCUCUAUUGAAGUUUAAGCCUUUUAAAAGUGCAAAAUGUCGGAUUUAGGCGACUGGUAUCGGGGUAUUCCACGAUUCACAAAGGCUUGGUUUACAGGAACAGUAGCUUUUACAUUAUUAGGUCGAUUUGGACUACUCAAUCCAGUAAACUUAAUUUUAAUAUACGAAGCUGUUAAGAAAGCACAGAUAUGGAGACUAGUUACUAGUGUGUUAUAUUAUCCAUUAACACCCUCAACUGGGUUUCACUACCUCAUAAAUUUGUAUUUUUUGUAUAAUUAUUCCAGGAGGUUAGAAGAAGGUCAGUACCAAGGCAAGCCAGCUGACUAUGCUUAUUUGUUAUUAUUCAACUGGAUAUGCUGUGUUAUUGUGGGCCUAGUCGCAGAUAUGCCUCUGCUUAUGGAUCCCACAGUUCUCUCAGUUCUCUAUAUUUGGUGUCAACUCAACCGAGACGUCAUAGUAACGUUUUGGUUUGGAACCAGAUUCAAAGCUGUAUUCCUCCCUUGGGUUCUUCUUGGAUUUAAUCUAGUCAUGUCUGGAGGUGGUAUGAUGGAACUAGUGGGCAUUUUAGUGGGGCAUUUAUAUUUUUUCCUUGCCUACAAAUACCCUCAAGAAUUAGGAGGGCCCUCGUUACUCUCUACUCCUGGAUUCUUGAAAAGUUGGUUUCCUGAUGAGAUUGGAGGUGUUCACGGUUUUGGUCAGGCUCCAGAAAGAGCACCGGGGGUUCCUAGGGGUCCGGGAAUGUUUAGGGGGCACAACUGGGGUCAGGGACACGUACUGGGAGGGAAUUAACAAGACUUUAAGUUGUUCAAACAAUAAAAUGGUUCUUUCUAAGUCUAUCUUUGUUUAUGUACAUUUAUAUUAUGUAGAUAUUAAUUUAAUUGAAUAAAUUAUCUCUUUUUUUGU
This is a messenger RNA of Sitophilus oryzae (rice weevil), 1125 nucleotides long. Its product is annotated as derlin-1. Gene Ontology annotation, biological process: endoplasmic reticulum unfolded protein response. The transcript is spliced from 5 exons. Bases 259 to 1011 code for a protein of 250 amino acids. Gene Ontology annotation, cellular component: Hrd1p ubiquitin ligase ERAD-L complex; endoplasmic reticulum membrane. Lineage: Eukaryota; Metazoa; Arthropoda; Insecta; Coleoptera; Curculionidae. Gene Ontology annotation, molecular function: ubiquitin-specific protease binding; misfolded protein binding. The record is from RefSeq and is a predicted model, not a curated record.